AUGGCUAAAAAUGUUAUUAGUUAUCUUAAUCAUCAUGAUGCCAUAUGGGUGGACAUUUUAUAUCAUAAGUAUGGGCAAGUGAACUUCUGGACUGACACUAUUCCUGCGAACUGUUCUUGGUUUUUUAGAGGUCUUUGGCAUAAUGCUGAUAUCAUUAAACCUCAACUUUGGCUUCAUCAUUUUUAUCCUGCUGCUACUAAUAUAAUGUUUGAUUCUUGGUACUUUGAAAUUCCUUUAGCUUUUAAGCCUACCUAUCUCAAUAUGCAUGUGGAUUAUGACCAUUUGAAUAUGUCUGAUUUGAUUCUGGAUGAUGGUUGGAAUAUCCCUUUGAUGAGCUCCAUCUUUGGGGAAUUCUUGAACUUUGAUUAUCUGCAUUUCAACCGAGUGUGCAAUGGUGCUAAUAACAAAUGGGUCUGGUUCCCCAAGUCCAAAAAUCACAAGCUGACCUCUAUGGUUUAUACCCAUUUCAACAAUUCGGUUGGUAACCAUGAUACCUGGAAUGGUUGGGGCAACCUUUGGCGCUUGUCUGUUGCUCCCAGGCCUAAACACUUCAUUUGGUUACUAUUACAUAAUGGUAUUAAAACAUAUGAGUAUCUUUACAGGUUGAAUCUGGGUGCCCAAACCUUUUGCAAAUUCUGUAAUCUUGACUUUGAAAAUACUGAGCACCUAUUCAACUCUUGUCCCAAAACACAGAUUGUUUGGCAACAGGUUAGUAAUGCUAUUGGUAAGCAAAUUGUCUUUCACGAAGGGUUCUCAACUGGUAAUUGGCUGUCUCCGGACCAUCCUGAAUAUGACUUGAAUGUUCAGUCCAUAAUUGGGGUGACUUCUUGGCUCAUUUGGAAGACUCGAUGUAACCUUAUAUUUCGUCAAGAAUCUCCUGACUUUCAAUCCAUUCCCUAUCGUAGGCAACUAAUCAUGUCAGGGAGUUCUCUCAAUCUUCAAAUUUUAAUUCCAGCAAGCAACUCAUACUUAGUAAUUUUUCCAUCAAUGAUGGGCCUUAUCUUUUUGUGGCUUCUACGAGUCAUAGAGAGGCUAAUACUCAUGGUGUCGGUUUUUCAUCUUACUAAUGGUUACUCUCGCUUGUGUGUGUGGUACUCGUAA
Dioscorea cayenensis subsp. rotundata (Guinea yam) is the source of this 1101-nucleotide messenger RNA. RefSeq lists its product as uncharacterized. The coding region runs from base 1 to 1101 and encodes 366 amino acids. NCBI's taxonomy places the organism in Eukaryota, Viridiplantae, Streptophyta, Magnoliopsida, Dioscoreales, Dioscoreaceae. The record is from RefSeq and is a predicted model, not a curated record. The transcript has a single exon.